Austrofundulus limnaeus is the source of this 972-nucleotide messenger RNA. RefSeq names its product dickkopf WNT signaling pathway inhibitor 3b (gene dkk3b). Gene Ontology annotation, molecular function: receptor antagonist activity; co-receptor binding. The coding region runs from base 40 to 831 and encodes 263 amino acids. NCBI's taxonomy places the organism in Eukaryota, Metazoa, Chordata, Actinopteri, Cyprinodontiformes, Rivulidae. Gene Ontology annotation, biological process: negative regulation of canonical Wnt signaling pathway; multicellular organism development. Gene Ontology annotation, cellular component: extracellular region. The transcript has 7 exons. The record is from RefSeq and is a predicted model, not a curated record.
CUCAGACAGUCAGCAGCUGCUCGCUUUCAGGGAGAGGAGAUGUCCGGCUUCGGCUUGCUGUCUGGGUUCUGGACUCUGGGUCUGCUGUGGACGGCCGGCCGGGCCGUGAUCCCGAGGGACCAGGUGGAACCGGGUCCGGUCAGCCUGAAUGAAAUGUUCCGGGAGGUGGAGGAGCUGAUGGAGGACACGCAGCACAUACUGGAUGAGGCGGUGGACCAGAUAACUACAGAGAAUGAAAAACACUCUUCGUCUUCACUGGAUCUGCCCCUGAGCUACCACAACCAGACGAUGGAGAGCAGAGACGGACUGACUCGGGUCCUGGACAGAACAGACAAGGAAACAAACAACAGGACAGGAGAGACUCGUCUGUCCCACGUCCACAUGGAGGUCUCCGGUCACUGGAACAGCGUGGACCACGAAUGCAUGGUGGACGAGGACUGUGGGGACCUGAACUACUGCCUGUAUGAGAUGGAGAGCUCCAAGUGCCUCCCCUGCAUACCAACAGAUAUGCCGUGCGCGAAGGACGAGGAGUGCUGCUCAGAUCAGAUGUGUGUUUGGGGCCAGUGUAGCGUGAACGCCACCAGAGGAACCGAGGGGACGAUCUGUCAGGGUCAGGGCGACUGCAGGCCGGACCUCUGCUGCGCUUUCCAACGUGAGUUUCUGUUUCCGGUCUGUAACCCCAAACCUGUGAAGGGGGACCCCUGUCUGAGCCACCCUAACUUACUGAUGGACAUGCUGGCCUGGGAUCAGGAGGGUCCUCGGGAUCACUGUCCGUGUGCCGACAACCUUCGUUGUCAACCUCACGGUCGUGGAUCCGUGUGUGGAGAUUAACCGGCGGAGACGAGCUGAACCGACCCAGUGACUCGACGUCAACACAACUGUUGCACUCGUUGUAUUAUUUAUGCCUUAUUAAAAGUGUGUAUUAUAAAACAAAAAGUGAAAUAAAACACGAAUGUUCUGUUUUUGAUUGUG